Erigeron canadensis is the source of this 1536-nucleotide messenger RNA. Its product is annotated as trimethyltridecatetraene synthase-like. NCBI's taxonomy places the organism in Eukaryota, Viridiplantae, Streptophyta, Magnoliopsida, Asterales, Asteraceae. The transcript is spliced from 2 exons. The record is from RefSeq and is a predicted model, not a curated record. Gene Ontology annotation, molecular function: oxidoreductase activity, acting on paired donors, with incorporation or reduction of molecular oxygen; monooxygenase activity; heme binding. The coding region runs from base 1 to 1536 and encodes 511 amino acids.
AUGGACUCACUCCCUUCAAUUUACUACGUCGUAGCAUGGCUAGCCAUUAUAGCACUCAUGCAUGUGGCUCGUUGGCUGCGACGUCCUAACAACCUCAACACUUCCCCAGGACCAAAGCCAUGGCCAAUUAUUGGUAACCUUAACCUCAUAGGCACCCUCCCUCAUCGUUCCAUCCAUGAUCUUUCCAAAAUAUAUGGAGAAAUCAUGCAGCUUAAAUUUGGCUCGUAUCAUGUCAUAGUUGCUUCAUCGGCAGAGAUGGCAAAAAUCAUCCUUAAAACACAAGAUAUUAGCUUUGCAUGCAGGCCUAAAACGGCUGCAGGAAAAUAUAUGACUUACAAUUAUUCAGACAUAACAUGGGCUCCUUAUGGAGCAUACUGGCGCCAAGCACGUAAGAUGUGUUUAAUGGAGCUCUUUAGCGUGAAACGUCUAGAAUCUUAUGAGUACAUUAGAGUUGAAGAAACAAACUUAUUAUUGAAAACAAUAUUCAAUUUGUCUGGUAAAGAGAUAUUGUUAAAAGAUAUGUUAUCCACAGUUAGUUUGAAUGUGAUUAGUAGGAUGGUUUUGGGUAAAAAGUACUUGGACGAGUCUGAAGACUCAAUUGUUAGUCUAGACGAGUUUAAGAAGAUGUUAGACGAGUUACUUUUGUUAAAUGGGGUGUUUAAUAUUGGUGAUUCAAUACCCUGGAUUAAUUUCAUGGAUUUGCAAGGGUAUGUUAAAAGAAUGAAGAGUGUUAGUAAGAAAUUUGAUGGGUUUUUGGAGCAUGUGCUAGACGAACAUAUCGCGCAACGGAAGGCCAAGGGGGACAAGUUUGUGGCUACGGACAUGGUGGAUUUGUUGUUGCAGCUUGCUGAUGAUCCUGGUCUUGAUGUUAAGCUUGAGAGACAUGGUGUCAAAGCUUUUACACAGGACUUGCUUGCUGGUGGAACCGAGAGUUCAGCUGUUACAGUCGAAUGGGCCAUUUCCGAAAUAUUUAAGAAGCCAGAUAUAUUCCAAAAGGCAACCGAAGAGCUAGAUCGGGUCAUUGGCAAAGAUAGGUGGGUUGAAGAGAAGGACAUGCCUAAACUACCUUAUAUCGAGGCGAUUGCUAAAGAGACAAUGAGGUUGCAUCCCGUGGCACCAAUGUUGAUUCCUAGAAGAACUCGUGAAAACUGUAAAGUAGCUGGUUACAAUGUUCUAGAAGGAACGCGGGUGAUUGUUAAUUUUUGGACAAUAGGAAGAGAUCCUAAGUAUUGGGAUAAACCUGAAGAAUUUUAUCCAGAACGAUUCAUUGGAAAGGAAAUUGAUGUCAAGGGUCAUAAUUACGAGUAUUUGCCAUUUGGUUCGGGACGAAGAAUGUGCCCGGGGUUUAGUUUAGGAUUCAAGAUUAUCGAAGCGACUCUGGCUAAUUUGUUACAUGGAUUUAACUGGAAACUUGCUGGUAAAUUGACCACAUAUGAUCUUGAUAUGGACGAGAUAUUUGGACUAUCAACACCAAAGAAGAUCCCACUUGUCACCAUAGCAGAACCACGACUCCCACUAGAAAUGUACCCUAUCUAG